Molecule: messenger RNA, 2290 nt
Organism: Oryza brachyantha (malo sina)
Lineage: Eukaryota; Viridiplantae; Streptophyta; Magnoliopsida; Poales; Poaceae
Product: probable N-acetyltransferase HLS1
Exons: 3
Coding region: 806-2035 (409 amino acids)
Molecular function (GO): acyltransferase activity, transferring groups other than amino-acyl groups
Source: RefSeq, a predicted model, not a curated record
CGCAAUGGCGGAGCCAAAAACCAGAGACUGGGACCAGCAGCGUACCCAAACCCUUUUCCCUUGUGGCCCCCAGUGUGUAGGGUGAAAGAAUUCAGGUAUAAAUAGCGCAGCAGCCACAGCUAGCCCUCCCACACAGCAGCCGUAGCUAGCUAGCCCCGCCUUUGUGGCCAGAUCGCUCGCUCGCUCGCACGCUGGCUACACCACCACAUCCAUCUGAGCAGUAGCAUCAUCAUCAUCACCAACCGGCCUGUAGUGUGUGCUCUGAUCAUCCGAGCUGCUGUUCUUCGUGAAUUCCUCGUGCAAAACCAAACGGUUCCAAUCGAGCUCGCUCCGGCCGCCACAGCCUUUAUUACGGCCUACUCCUCCUCCAAGCUGUUUCUUUGCCAGAAUUUAAAGAAGUAGCAGCUGUAGACAGUAGUAGCCACUUCGGCUUCUCGAUCCCGUGUGUGUGUGUGUAGAGGAGGCGGCCGGGGCGGCGGCGCUCGUCGAGCACAUAUAUGGCAGCUACGUAGUUACUGCACUUGAAUUCGUCCUCCGUCGCGUUGGGCGGCUGGGCUCUCUCUCGGUUGAUAGGCAGCAGCAGCUCUAGCCUUUGCGUGGAUUUCGCGGCGGCGUGUGUGUUGUUCGGUGUGGGGGGGGAGAGUAAUUGCACGCGUCACAAGAACACUCUCUCUCGCCCUCUACUUGGGCCUCUCUGCUCACGUGAUUCAUACCGGCCGCCUGCCUCGCCUCUCCUCUCCGUCGCGUUGCAUAUAUACACCUUUUCUUGUGCCUGUGCCGACGAGAUUGAGAGUGAGUGGGAGGGAUGGAGGCGGAGGCGGAGGCAGAGAUGGUGGAGGUGCGGGAGUACAGGGAUGAGCGGGACCGCGCCGCCGUGGAGGAGGUGGAGCGGGAGUGCGAGGUGGGCUCCUCCGGCGGCGGCGACGGCGGAGGGGGCAACAAGAUGUGCCUGUUCACGGAUCUCCUCGGCGACCCGCUCUGCCGCAUUCGCCACUCGCCGGCCUACCUCAUGCUGGUAGCGGAGACAGCGACCGGCACCGGCACCGGCGGCGGCAAUGGCAGCGAGAUCAUCGGUCUCAUCCGCGGGUGCGUCAAGACCGUCGUCUCCGGCAGCGUCCAUGGCAAGGACCCGAUCUUCACCAAGGUCGCCUACAUCCUCGGCCUUCGCGUCUCGCCUCGUUACCGGAGGAAGGGGGUAGGGAAGAAGCUGGUGGGAAGGAUGGAGGAGUGGUUCCGGCAGAGCGGGGCGGAGUACUCGUACAUGGCGACGGAGCAGGACAACGAGGCGUCGGUGCGGCUCUUCACCGGCCGGUGCGGCUACUCCAAGUUCCGGACGCCGUCGGUGCUCGUGCACCCGGUGUUCGGCCACGCCCUCCAGCCCUCGCGCAACGCCGCCAUCAGGAAGCUCGAGCAGCGCGAGGCCGAGCUGCUGUACCGGUGGCACUUCGCCUCCGUCGAGUUCUUCCCCGCCGACAUCGACGUCGUGCUGUCGAAGGAGCUCUCGCUGGGGACGUACCUGGCGGUGCCGGCGGGGACGCGGUGGCAGAGCGUCGAGGCGUUCAUGGACGCGCCCCCGGCGUCGUGGGCGGUGAUGAGCGUGUGGAACUGCAUGGACGCCUUCCGCCUCGAGGUGCGCGGCGCGCCCCGCCUGAUGCGCGCCGCGGCGGGAGCAACGCGGCUGGUGGACCGCGCGGCGCCGUGGCUCAAGAUCCCAUCCAUCCCCAACCUCUUCGCGCCCUUCGGCCUCUACUUCCUCUACGGCCUCGGCGGCGCCGGCCCGGCUUCCCCGCGGCUCGUCCGCGCGCUGUGCCGCCACGCCCACAACAUGGCCCGCAAGGGUGGGUGCGGCGUCGUCGCCACCGAGGUCUCCGCCUGCGAGCCCGUCCGCGCCGGCGUGCCGCACUGGGCUCGCCUCGGCGCCGACGACCUCUGGUGCAUCAAGCGUCUCGCCGACGGCUACACCCACGGCCCACUCGGCGACUGGACCAAGGCGCCGCCGGGCCGCUCCAUCUUCGUCGACCCAAGAGAGUUUUAGGAUUUUUAUCACCCGUUUUCUCCCUAGGAUUUAGGGUUUUUCCCGACCGUCCGAUCUCCCACAUCCGACGGCGGACCGGUACUUCCUAGAACCAGCAUCGUCCAAACAUGUGUCACCCUACAAAUCUCGUCGUAUUUCCCGUUUCAUCACCAUCACUUUUUUUUAGAGGCUUCUAGCACUUUUAGGUGUGAAUACAGUAACAGUAGUACCUUUUUCCCAGCUGAAAUCCAGAAAAGGGAGCUGCUUAACUGUAAC